Molecule: messenger RNA, 1041 nt
Organism: Funneliformis mosseae
Lineage: Eukaryota; Fungi; Glomeromycota; Glomeromycetes; Glomerales; Glomeraceae
Source: the annotation of a GenBank genome assembly
AUGACUGUCAAAGUCGGUAUCAACGGUUUCGGUCGUAUUGGACGUCUCGUCCUCCGUGCUUCUUUGCUUAUCCCCGAAAUCGAGGUUGUGGCUUUAAAUGAUCCUUUCUUGAACCCUGAUUAUAUGGUUUACCUUUUCAAAUAUGAUUCGACCCACGGCCGAUUCAAAGGUCAAGUUGAAGAAAAACAGGGGAAAUUCAUACUUAACGGUCGAGAAAUUGCCGUCUUUGCGGAAAAAAAUCCUGCUGAUAUUAAAUGGGGUGAGGUUGGUGCUGAUUACAUAGUCGAAUCAACCGGUGUAUUCACGACUGUUGAAAAGGCCUCAGCUCACUUGAAAGCUUGUAUUAAAUCGAACUUCCUUAAAUUAUUUGUUUUCGAUUUCAUUACCAGGGAGCCAAAAAGUGCUGACGCUCCGAUGUUUGUGUGUGGCGUCAAUUUGGAUGCUUACAAACCCGAAUACAAAGUGAUCUCUAAUGCUUCUUGUACUACAAAUUGCCUAGCACCGCUAGCAAAAGUAAUCCAUGAUAAAUUUGGUAUUCUUGAAGGUUUGAUGACCACAGUUCAUGCCACUACAGCCACUCAAAAGACCGUUGAUGCUCCAUCUGGCAAGGAUUGGAGAGGUGGAAGAGGUGCAGCCCAAAACAUCAUUCCUAGUUCUACUGGCGCAGCGAAAGCCGUUGGGAAAGUUAUUCCAUCUUUGGAUAAAAAACUCACUGGUAUGGCUUUCCGAAUUCCCACAGCCGAUGUCUCGGUUGUUGAUUUAACAGUUCGUUUGUCGAAAGAGACCACCUAUGAUGAAAUCAAAUCAGUUAUCAAGAAAGCUUCUGAAAACGAGUUGAAAGGAAUCCUUGCUUAUACUGAAGAUGAUGUCGUAUCCGCAGAUUUCAUUGGUGACACUCAUUCCAGUACUUUUGAUGCCAAAGCCGGUAUCCAAUUAAGCCCCACAUUCGUCAAACUUAUAGCGUGGUACGAUAACGAAUUUGGUUAUUCUCUUCGUGUUGUCGAUUUGAUUGCUCAUAUUGCUAAGAAAGAUGCUUGUUAA